AUGCUCACCAGCUGGAGGUGGUGUCUACUUGACGUCUCAGUAGUACCAUCCUUUUGUAGUGGUUCUGAUCACCGUCUCCUUCGUGCGAAAAUACGACUUAGCCAAACGAUGGAAAAGAACAUCUGCUAUCGGCAGCGAAGGAGAAAAGAAGUCGUCUACGAUGAUUGCGUACUCGAGGACUCCUUGUCCCAAGGUGACUGGCACAUCGAGGAGGACCCAAACGUGGACUACGAGAUGCUGCUCAGAGGAUUACGAGCCUGCGCUGAACGUGCCUCGAAGCCGCGCACGACAAAUUUGGAUCGGAUUUCGAAGACCACCAAGGAAUUGUUGGAAAGAAGAAGGGCUUUGAGGCUUGAUCCGAAUGCAUCGCACAUUGAGCGGUUAGUAGCAAACACUAGCUGCAGAAAAGGGUUGCAGGAGGGUCUUUUGAAGUACAGGCAGAAGAAGAUUCUAGAAGCAGCACAAAGAAGAACGAGUCUAAAGAAGUGCCGCAGGGAUCUCCGCGAAUAUAAUAUUCCGCUAGCAGCCUUGCUGAGCGAAGACGGGACUCGCACGUCUUCCUCGUCGUGA
Necator americanus (New World hookworm) is the source of this 570-nucleotide messenger RNA. RefSeq lists its product as uncharacterized. The coding region runs from base 1 to 570 and encodes 189 amino acids. The record is from RefSeq and is a predicted model, not a curated record. The transcript has a single exon. Lineage: Eukaryota; Metazoa; Nematoda; Chromadorea; Rhabditida; Ancylostomatidae.